AAUAUUUUUUAUUUUAUUUUAUACUUAAUAUCGAUAUUUUCAGGAAAGAUUUCAGAAGAAGGGUUUGAGGCUAUCAAAAUGAAAGCUUUUCUGAAGAUGAAGACGGCAUCAUCAUCGUCCUUGGAGAAACCAAAUUGUCGUACAUUCAGUCUAAGCGAUAUCCAGUCGGCCACCAAAAAUUUCAGUGAUUUAAUAAGUGACGAAGGAGGUUUUGGUACAGUUUAUAAAGGUACCAUUGGCAAGGAGAAAACACCGGUGGCGGUGAAGAAGCUAAAGAACACUCAAGAGAUAACGGGGUUCGAUGAGGAGAUUGCAGCACUAAGUCAGAUCCAGCAUCGUAAUAUAGUCUCUCUCGUUGGUUAUUGCAGUGAGGGGCGCGAGAAGAUUCUUGUGUAUGAAUUCGUAGAGAAUAGCACACUAAAGGAUCACCUCCACAAAAGGUUACGCGACAACCACAGUGAGCUCGGGUGGAAUACACGACUCAAAAUCUUAAUUGGAGUUGCUCGAGGUCUGUAUCACCUUCACCACUGCAUCCGGGGAGGCUCAUUUAUACAUCGAGAUGUGAAGAGUGCAAAUAUCCUCCUCGAUAAGAAUUACGAGGCUAAAGUUGGAGAUUUUGGCUUAGCCAAACAUGUAGCCUUGGAUGACCCACGUAGCCAUUUUUCGACGAAGGAUGCAGGCACAUUUGGGUAUUGGGAUCCAUACUAUAUUAUAUAUCAUAAACUAACAAGGGCUAGUGAUACGUAUUCUUUUGGGAUGAUGAUAUUGGAAGUAUUGAGUGGUAAAAAAGCUUUAGAUCAAAGUCGUGAAGAACCCUUGCUCUCCAAUUGGGCUUUGGAGAAAAAGCCUUAUGAGAUUCUAGACCCAAGUUUACAUGAAAGCAGCUCAGAAGAGAGCCUCUGGAUAAUAUGCAAUGUUGCUAAAAGAUGCUUGCGCUUUAUACCAAAGGAACGACCAGAUCUGGGUGAAGUUCUGGCCAUGCUUGAGCUAGCCCUACUCAAAUCCAACAAUGAUUCGGGCAAUAAAGAUGUGUCGCCAAUUAGUCAUCUUGCCAUUCAACUACAUAUUUUGGAGCGAGACUGUAAAGAAAUAGGCUAUGCCGUUGAUAAGGGAUCUAGAGAAAGUGCUGUUUAUUGGUCAUACACCCUUCGUCCUGGAAGGAAUGUUGCUAUUAAAAAGAAAAAAUGCCAAGUUCCAGAACAAGUAUUUCUAGCACAGGUUUUAACAAUGUCAAGCCUGGAUCAUGAAAAUGUGCUAAAGCUUGAAGGUUAUUGUAUGACUGAUGAUAUGGAUUACUAUGUGUAUGAGUAUGCUUCCCGAAGGUCCCUACAUGCCAUUCUACACAUUAAGCAUAAAUAUGGAAAAGAAAAUAUAAUAUCAUUGCCAUGGUCAAAAAGAAUUGGAAUUGCUGUUGACGUUGCUAGCGGCUUGUCCUACAUUCAUGACAUGAAAGAUUUGAUUCAUCGUAACAUCAAAUCCAGCAAUGUUUUAAUUUUUGAGGAUGGGACUGCUAAGAUAGCUGAUCUUCAUAUAUUCAAUCCAUGCUCUUGUAACUUCCCGUCUCCUAUUCGUGGUGGGAGGCCGCCAUGCGAACUUUAUCAUCCACCAGAAUUUUCAAAGGACGGCGAUAGCAAGGCUGGUGACGUUUACAGCUUUGGUGUAGUUCUCCUCGAACUAUUGACAGGUAAGCAGCCAAUUGUAUUGCCGGAGGGAAUGAGCCUUGUGAGUUGGGCAAAACCACAUCUACGUAGUGAGGGAAGCAUUCAAACGGUUGUGGAACUCGGGGAAGACUACCCUCUCGUGGCAGUUAAAAAGAUGGCUAAAGUUGUUGAGUUGUGUCUUGAAAAUGAACCCAGAUACCGUCCAACAAUGGGCGAUGUUUUGAAUGAUCUUAAGAGUGCUUUCUACGAAACACAAAUUUAUUACCAAAAACAAAAGGAUCCCGAGGGCCCCAUCUUGGACCGACAGAAUCAGCUUAGAGAUCGUGACCGUCAUCUCUAAUUCAUUAUAUAAUGUAAUCGAAUCGAGUGAUUUAUAAACUCCUUCUCGGGUUUUCUUUGUCGGUUCUUUCCCGAGUCGUGUAAAUUAAGUCGAACCGCAUAGGGUUGGGCUAGUUAAGUUGAAUAAUAUUGUGAUUGAUUACCAAUGCUAUAUGUAUAUCUCACUAACUAGCUUGUUGAAAAUAAGACUAUUAUUUUUCAUUAAUAAUGUUAAUA
Messenger RNA from Salvia splendens (bonfire salvia), 2216 nucleotides. RefSeq names its product proline-rich receptor-like protein kinase PERK13. The coding region runs from base 79 to 2001 and encodes 640 amino acids. The transcript is spliced from 6 exons. The record is from RefSeq and is a predicted model, not a curated record. Gene Ontology annotation, biological process: protein phosphorylation. NCBI's taxonomy places the organism in Eukaryota, Viridiplantae, Streptophyta, Magnoliopsida, Lamiales, Lamiaceae. Gene Ontology annotation, molecular function: protein kinase activity; ATP binding.